Aspergillus ruber CBS 135680 is the source of this 354-nucleotide messenger RNA. RefSeq lists its product as uncharacterized. The transcript is spliced from 5 exons. The coding region runs from base 1 to 354 and encodes 117 amino acids. NCBI's taxonomy places the organism in Eukaryota, Fungi, Ascomycota, Eurotiomycetes, Eurotiales, Aspergillaceae. The record is from RefSeq and is a predicted model, not a curated record.
AUGCAUGAUAAUCAAAUGAAAGACUAUACACUCAGGCUUUACUACGGUAGCCCCGAAAUAUAUCAGAAAUACGAUGACAACAUUGCGAGCUUGGUAAAAACUAAGUACGGUGAAGUCGGUGCUACAAAUUUUAUUGAACCACCCGACUAUGAACAACAAACCCAUCUUUUCGUGGUAAAAGCCAAAUUCGGUGCUGUGGGCGCCAUGAACUUCGGCCAGAUUUUCGAAAACUUACACGACUGGCCCCUUGUUCAGGUUAUUUAUUUCGGAGCACCCGAGGAUAUCCCGCUGGAGGUUCUGCAGGGCGUGAAGUUGGGAGAUGAUAUCUCGACUAUUAUACAGCAAGUUGAAUAG